Dunckerocampus dactyliophorus (ringed pipefish) is the source of this 7124-nucleotide messenger RNA. RefSeq names its product MINDY lysine 48 deubiquitinase 4 (gene mindy4). Gene Ontology annotation, molecular function: K48-linked deubiquitinase activity; cysteine-type deubiquitinase activity. The record is from RefSeq and is a predicted model, not a curated record. NCBI's taxonomy places the organism in Eukaryota, Metazoa, Chordata, Actinopteri, Syngnathiformes, Syngnathidae. The transcript has 18 exons. Gene Ontology annotation, biological process: protein K48-linked deubiquitination. The coding region runs from base 442 to 2370 and encodes 642 amino acids.
UAAAAAUUGGGUUGUAGCUGUUUGUCUGUGUUGCCACGAUUGGAAAGAGGUAUGGUUUGCUGUGUUAGAACCAUUCACUUGGGAGUUAUUGAUCCCGGAAGUUUGAUUAUGUGAAUAUGUUUCUAGCUUUACCACAGUCUCUUUUGCGUUUUGCGAGGGAACGCAAAACUAAAUUCUUUCUUCUUGGCUUCGUGGCUUUGGAGUUACCGCGAGAGCGCAGCUGUUUCCACGCUAGCCAAAGUGCUACCUGUCCUGGAAGCACUGGUGGAGAGAAGAAAUAAACUUCUCAACGACAGAUCGAGUCUGCCGCAAGUCCACCACGCCAUUGGAGAAAGCUGAAGACAGAAGGUCUUCAAGUUUCAAUGGAGGCCAAACCCAGGCAGGACGUACUACGGAAGUAAAUGCUCGCAUGAUAAGGGACUCAAGAGGACGAUCGCCUGCAUGGAUGAAGAGCAUCCACGCACACAUUCCAGUAUCAACAUCCGAUCCCAGCUGCGACAGAUCCUGCACAUAGAAGACCUGUAUCGGAAGAAUAAGGUUCAGAGUUCCCCGUUGAGGACUUUGCUGGAGAUCAUCAUCAGGCAUCACAUUGAAGGCGCUAAAGAUGACAAGAUGGCGUGUAACGAAAGUGAAUGGUUGACGUCUGCUUUAAUAAUCAGCCGUGUCUCUCCUGCAAAGACGUCACUGCAGAUGAAUGACACCAACACAGAACGUGCAGCCUCCGUUCUUUCCUGUGAGCACACGGAGUUAAGGUCACAUGUCAGUGACGUGUCGCCCACACCAAGCGAUGCAGACAUGAAAGGGGGGUCGUGGGUUGAUGCCUCCGUGAAUGAAAAAGGCCAGUCAAAGGCUGAGCACUUUGUGGUCGGUGAACCUGAAAAGAAGCCCCCUGAAAUCAUCAGGAGCAGACCCCAUCGAAUACGGCGUGGCAUGUUGGCCGGACCGAUAGCCAGCACCCUUCAGGAAUCAAACAAACAGAGGCUGAGUCGACGGGUGGCUGCGCCUCAGCUGCUGCCCAGGAAAGAGGAGGACACCACGCAGUCUCGGGAUGGACUGUCAGUGACCCGUUUACACCAAAAAGGCUCAGAAAAGUCCAGCAGUGACACAACACAAAGAGUGCAGGCCUCGGAAAAAGUCGGAGACACGACACCAGGCAGACACGACAGAACAAUCGUGAGGCCCAAGACGCAGCCACACGCACAACAUUUGUCUGUGAUGGUGUUAGAUGACGUUGAUGACGAUCUGCCGGAGUUGUCCAACAUGUCCAUGAAGACCGGCAGCGCUGCUGCGAGAGGCCACCCAAUGGACCAGCACACUGCCUCGGAAUUGAAAGCAGUUCUUCUUGGCUCUUGUGCCAAAUGUUUCAGUGUCGAGUGGAGGAACCAGGCUUUCACCUUCUCCGAAACGCAUGACCUGAGAUAUGGAAUUGUUCAGAAAAAGGGUGGUCCAUGUGGGGUCCUAGCUUCCAUUCAAGCCUUUGUUUUAAAGAAACUUCUCUUGGAAAGCACGGACAGUGCCAAUACCAGACUCCAGAGUUUAAGACCGACUAAUGCAGCCAGACGAAAAUGUCUGAGUUUAGCUGUGGCUGAAGUACUGUGGAGGGCCGGGGAGGAGAAGGAAGCCACAGUUGCAAUAAACACGGGAAGAAAUGUUUUCACGCCAAGUGGACACUACAAAUGUGAAGGAGUGCUUGAAAAGGUCACGUGUUUCACAGUGGACAGCAUGACGGAGCUGCAGGUGCUGGUGGAGCAGCAUGUUGAUCAGUUUGAGACAGGGGAGCUGGGGUGUCUGCUGCUCACCGUGUCUGCUGUUCUCUCUCGAUCCAUCGCGAAGGUGAGAGAGGACAUGGACGUGGCCACCACCGCUCUCAUUGGAGCUCAUGGCUACUGCACUCAGGAGCUUGUCAACCUGUUGCUGGUGGGCCAGGCAGUCUCCAACGUCUUUGACGGCAACGUGGAGUUGGACCCGGGAAAAGGCAACUCAACCCUUCUCAAGGGAAUCAAAGGUCCUUGUAACGUCGGCCUGCUGUCCUUGUUUGAGCAUUACAACAUCUUUAAGGUUGGAGACUAUCUGAAGAACCCUCGUUUCCCGGUGUGGGUGGUGUGCAGUGAAAGCCACUUCAGUGUGCUGUUUGGCCUGCAGGGGGGGCUGUUGACCAAUCAGGAUGAAAAGCAGCUGGCGUUUGACCUCUACUACUAUGAUGGACUGGCCAAUCAGCAGGAGGAGAUCCGCCUCACUAUAUCUGUGGGCAAGUGGACGGAGAGUCGUGAAGAUGCGGACGCUGAUCUCAUCCCACCGCUGGAGCUGUGUAUCCGAACAAGGUGGAAAGACGCCUUAGUGGCUUGGAAUGACACGGAGCCCAUUCUCUGACUUGCUGGAUGAGUUUCAGUGUACACUUGCACACAUCAACUCUUUUAUUUGAUUUCACGAUGCAUUCAUUGAGCGUUGCCUUUUAUUUUUCUUCACUCAACACCCUAGCUGCAACCCACAUGGGUGUCUGAUUAGAAGACACCACCAAAAUACACCUCAUUCAUGCUGAAGGGGUGAAUACCCAUGCUAUUAUUUCAUAUGAAGAUGUUUUUAUUGAAAUGCUUCAUCUUUGGGAUGGAUGUAGAAGAUAAUAGUUUGAUUGUGCACGUGCACGAGGAGGGCUUUCUCUCAGUUUAUUUGAUGAUGAGCAUUAAUAUUGAUGACAGAAGUGAUAUACCUUUCUGUUUGCCCUAAUCAUAAUUGAUGUAAAUGUUUAGUCUAAUAAUAAUAAUGUCCAAGUUUAGUGAGGUUUUGGCCUUACUAAACGUACUGCUGAACUAUUUCUGUACACAUACUUGCUGAUAAUAUAUACUGUAGAUUAUAGGAAAAUAUGAGUUCAACAACAGUGUAUGUACAGUAUAGUCGCUCCUUGCCAUUUCCCGGCUCAAAGACCUCACCCUCACUCAUCACAUUUUUUCAAAAAUUCAUUAAGAAAUGGUCGCUGUUUUGUGGUUGCCUACAGGCUAUUUUUAGUACAAAAAUUGCAUAAAUAAGCAAAUGUGACAUAUUCUUGGCUUAAAAUUAAGCAUUUCCAAGCAUAAAAAUGGCUAAAUGAACUAAGAACUGUAGUCUACACCGGCCACUAGGUGUCACUAGCAACACAUCACACUUUGGUUUUCAUCCUAGUGUAAUGGCGGCUGAAUAACUGCACGUCAGGAUGGCUAUAUUCAGUUGGCCAUUUAUUUUCAAAAGUACAGAAACACUUACAGAUGCAGGAGCACUUAGCCACACGUGUGUGAAACAGCAACACUUCCUUCACUCUCACUCUACGCCUUUUUUCCUCCAAAACACUUGCUCCUACCAACAUGCUGGACCCGACUGCCCCCUAUAGCUCACACACCAAAACCACAGCUAGGAGCAACACAAUAUACCCGUCACUACACUAACCCCUCCCUAUAAAGGCCCUCGCCCCGAGAGCACCAAAAAUUAACAACCAACGAGGAACACUUAACAAAACAAUACAACACACUCAAGUGCUCCCCUCAACAUUGUGACCCACAUAGUCUCUGAGAUACCGUGGCGGCCUUCUCCUCCUCCUUGGCCACCCCUGCCGAUGGUGAGACGGGCUGCCUCACCUCGGGCGUUGCCACCCCAGGUGGCUCACCCACAUGAGUCCGGAGAGGCGAACGUCCCUCCUCAGUCUCUGGUGCUGAUGGAGCCCCACGGCCCGCCACUGCGGGUUCUUGCACUCCCCGGUAUGGCGCCAGGCGAUCACGAUGAAGGACCACUUUUCUUUUCCUUGGUCACUAUUCAGUGUCUCCGGAACGCCAAAACGACUAAACAUUCCCUCUAUCAAGGCAGUGGCGACUGUCUCUGCUUCUUGGUCGGCCAGGGGGUACGCCUCUGGCCACCUUGUGAAGUAGUCGAUGGCUGACAGGACAUACCGAUUCCCCCGGUCAGAGCGUGGCAGUGGCCCCACUAUGUCGACUGCCACUCUUUCCAUGGGCGCCCCCAUGAGGGCCCGCUGCAGCGGGGCACAGGAACGGCCAGGCGGGCCCUUCCUCGCUGUACACAGGUCACAGCGUCUGCAAAAAUCCUCCACAUCUCUCCUGCAGUGGCCCUAGUAGAAACUUUGGCGCAGGCGCCGCAACGUCUUAGCCACACCAAAGUGUCCGGAACCAACUGCCCCAUGCAUGGCAUUGAGCACAGGCUCUUGUAGACUCUUUGGGACAACCACCUGCCACCUCUUUUCUCCCGUCGCCGGCUCCUUCCACGCUCGUUGCAGCACCCCUUGACUCUGACGCAGUGUCUCGAACUUGGACCACAGGCCUUUAGUCCCUGCUGACAUGUGGGCUAUCUCCUCCCAUGCUGGACGUUGCUGAGACUCCACCCACCUCCGGACUGGCUGCAGGUCUGCAUCCCCCUCUUGCUGCUGCUCCCAUUCGGCGACUCCUACCAUCUGGAGUUGCCUGACCAUCACUCCUGUGGCUCGGCACUCUUAACACGCCACCACCCACUUCCUCCAGCAGCUCUUCCUCCCACGCCUCUCUCCUUUCACAAUAGCGACAGCCCUCUGCAGCGCAAGGCCGGUGGGACAGCGCGUCUGCGCUGGAGUGGCGUGUCCCAGCUCUGUGCUCCACCUUGAAGUCGUAGGCCUGGAGCUCUUCAAGCCACCGGGCCACUUGCUCUUCUGGCUCUUUGAAGGUCAUCAGCCAGCUGAGAGCCGAGUGGUCUGUCCUCACCCUGAAAGGCUGGCCACAUAAGUAAUAUCUAAAAUGUCUGAUGGACAGCACCACGGCCAGCAGCUCUCUGCGGGUGACACAGUAGCGCCUUUCAGCCUUGCUGAACACUCUGCUGAAGUAGGCCACGACCCGCUCGCCUUCAGAUGUGGGUUGCGCCAGCACUGCUCCUAUUCCCUCUCCACUAGCAUCUGUGUCAAGGAUGAAGGGCAAGUUGGGGUUCGCUGGUGCUAGCACUGGGGACUCACUCAGAGCUUGCUGGAGACUGCUGAAUGCUUUUUGGAACUGGUCAGACCACUGUUGGGCAUUUGCAAUCAGCUCAAAUUGGGCGUGAAAAGCUUCCCAGUCAGCUUUGCCAGAAUAUUUGGGCGUUUUCAAACACAUGGUCACAGCUGCACGUGCUGAGCCAUCCCCCGCGUUGCUCUCUAUGCAUGCUGCACGGCCGGCACUCAUGGCCGCCGGUGAUCGCCCCUUGCUGGCUGGCAUGUCGACAGCCUCUCUCAGCCUCCUUCCACUCUUCCCGACAAGCUCUCACUCUCUCUCGGCGCGCUCUCUGUCUCCACCCAGCAGCGCUCCCUUCGCCGUCGCUCUCCGCCGCCUCCUUCACACGCGGCUCGCCUCUUCUUUGGCUCAUACUCGACGAUGCCGGCGACACGGAUAAAACACGGCGGUAGGCUCACGUUCGAAGUCACUUCUGACACCAGUGUAAUGGCGGCUGAAUAACUGCACGUCAGGAUGGUACGGAGCCCUGAGACCGGAGCGCAGAGACCGUCUACAAAUGUCUUCUUCAUCUGUAUUAUGACGGUUGGCAUCAAUGUUGACAACUCCUCAGAAAGACAAGUAUCUAUAGCAGGGGUCACCAAAGUGGUGCCCACGGGCACCAGGUAGCCCCCCACGACCACAUGAGGUGCCCGCAAGCCUGCUUUUCAUUCAGGUUUCCAGUUAAUAAUGAAAGAACAGUAGAAAGAAAUGCAUUCUGAAAUACAAAAUGUGAGUUGUGGACACCAGCAUUUUGUUAAUGUUCUGGUAAAACAAGCAUAUUUGCUUUGUUUGGGUUUAAAAUAAGCUCUGAAAAAAAAUGUUACAAAAAUGAGUAGCUCUUGGCUUCAUUUUGUAAAAGUAGCUCCCACAAGGAAAAACGUUGGUGACCCCUGAUCUAUUGGCUGUCCUGGAAGGCCAUAGAUGACGUUGUUGGCGAGUUUGCAUGUUUUUUGCAAAUUAUGUUGACUUGGUGAGUUUUGUGGUCCUACUCCUCACAGAAGUGAUGUAGGAGCCUAAAUACUCUUUAAGUUGAUUGAUAUUAGGAUAAAAGGUGAUUUAGGUUUAUUCAGCUAAAAAUUGGCUACUUACAUUAUUUACAAGUGAAAUGUUGAUAGUUCAUAUAUAGAGUAAGUUAAUAGUUAAUUCAUCGUACUUUGUGUGUGGAUAGUUUAAGGUGUACUAUUUCAUAUAGCAUUCUAAUAUUGAAGAAAUGUUUUGACUUUCCUAUUUAAUGUAUGUACAUCUUUAAUUGCUUUGACCCGGAAGUAUCUAUAAGGUGAUGUAACCUGGAAGGGCAAUUAUUAGGUAUAGUGGAACGGAGCCACACAGUUUUUUGACCUCUCUCUCCAUCUCGCUCUCAUUCUCUUUUUAUUUGUCUUUAGAAACUCUCGUUUUGUAUUUUUGUUACUUUAGAAUGUUGUUUGUUCUGCAAGUAAAGUGAACCAAACGAAGAGGAGUUUUCUGGAGUGUUUUUUGCAUGCUGCUGCUAGCAGAGGAGCACGAGGGAAGAAUUGGGAGCGUCAAGCUAAGGCUUCGGAGGAACCUACAAGUGACUUUAUUAACAACCUAAUAAAAAUUGCCCUAAAUUAUGUAAAAGUCCAUUUUCACAAACUUGUUGUUGCUUCUUAUAUAUGUUUGUAGUUCUUAACAUAAUCAAAGUGUUUUUAUUUACUUUGUUAAUCUAUCAUAUUUAUGUUACUCUAUCAUACUUGUUUUUUUUCCUACAUCUCUUACAACAUAAUUUACAAAAAACAUGCAAACUCGCCAACAACGUCAUCUAUGCCUUCCAGGACAGCCAAUAGAUACUUGUCUUUCUGAGGAGUUGUCAACAUUGAUGCCAACCGCCAUAAUACAGAUGAAGAAGACAUUUGUAGACGGUCCCUACUCGGCACAACACCGGCUUCUCAUAGAGAUCAAUAUAAGUCAGACUGCACAGAACACGGCUCGUUUUGAUAAAAACUGGGUUAUAACUGUUUGUCUGUGUUGCCACUGUUGGAAAGAGGUAUGGUUUGCUGUGUUAGAGACAUUCACUUGGGAGUUUUGAUCCCGGAAGUGUGAAUAUGUCAAUAUGUUUCCAUCUUUACCAGUCGCUUUUGCGUUCCCUAGCAAAACAGUUUUGCGUUAUCUCGCAAAAGUUUUUUUUUUUUUUUUUUA